AACCGCCGGGCCCCAGCUGUUUAGGGGCGGAGCGGCCCGCCCCUCGGAGACCGUAGCGGUAGAGGAGGCGGGACAGGUGAGUCCCUCGCCGCCCGACUGUGUCCCCAGGCACUGCCACUUGCUGUAAGCAAUCCCGCCCGAGCUGCCGCGCUAGAACAGGGCAGAGCUACCUCCUGCUUCUCCAAGGCGAUGACGGUUAUCUCCGGCGGGAGCUGCGGCGGGAUUCUGACCAGGCCUUCGGCUGCCAAGGGUUGGCUGGAGAUGGGAGGAGGACGCUUAGGCUGCACUGAGGUUAAGGAACCAGAUCACUAGGGUGCACCAUCUCGAGUCCAGCCUGGAAGCUCAGGGAUCCCCGCACUGAGCCAACAUGACUUCCACCCUAGAUACCUGCUGCAUCGAGGAUUUUAAAGUUGGAAAUCUCCUUGGUAAAGGAUCAUUUGCUGGUGUCUACAGAGCUGAGUCCAUUCACACUGGUUUGGAAGUUGCAAUCAAAAUGAUAGAUAAGAAAGCCAUGUACAAAGCAGGAAUGGUACAGAGAGUCCAAAAUGAGGUGAAAAUACAUUGCCAAUUGAAACAUCCUUCUAUCUUGGAGCUUUAUAACUAUUUUGAAGAUAGCAAUUAUGUGUAUCUGGUAUUAGAAAUGUGCCAUAAUGGAGAAAUGAACAGGUAUCUAAAGAACAGAGUGAAACCCUUCUCAGAAAAUGAAGCUCGACACUUCAUGCACCAGAUCAUCACAGGGAUGUUGUAUCUUCAUUCUCAUGGUAUACUACACCGGGACCUCACACUUUCUAACCUCUUACUUACUCGUAAUAUGAACAUCAAGAUUGCUGAUUUUGGGCUGGCAACUCAGUUGAAAAUGCCACAUGAAAAGCACUAUACACUAUGUGGAACUCCUAACUACAUUUCACCAGAAAUUGCAACUCGAAGUGCACAUGGCCUUGAAUCUGAUGUUUGGUCCCUGGGCUGUAUGUUUUAUACAUUACUUAUCGGGAGACCACCCUUUGACACUGACACAGUCAAGAACACAUUAAAUAAAGUAGUAUUGGCAGAUUAUGAAAUGCCAACUUUUUUGUCAAUAGAGGCCAAGGACCUUAUUCACCAAUUACUUCGUAGAAAUCCAGCAGAUCGUUUAAGUCUGUCUUCAGUAUUGGACCAUCCUUUUAUGUCCCGAAAUUCUUCAACAAAAACUAAAGAUUUAGGAACUGUGGAAGACUCAAUCGAUAGUGGGCAUGCCACAAUUUCUACUGCAAUUACAGCUUCUUCCAGUACCAGUAUAAGUGGUAGUUUAUUUGACAAAAGAAGACUUUUGAUUGGUCAGCCCCUCCCAAAUAAAAUGACUGUAUUUCCAAAGAAUAAAAGUUCAAGUGAUUUUUCUUCUUCAGGAAAUGGAAGCAGUUUUUCUACUCAGUGGGGAAAUCAAGAAACCAGUUAUAGUGGAAGGGGAAGAGUAUUUCAAAAUGCAGAAGAAAGACCACAUUCUCGAUACCUUCGUAGAGCUCAUUCCUCUGAUAGAUCUGGCACUUCUAAUAGUCAAUCUCGAGCAAAAACAUAUACAAUGGAACGAUGUCACUCAGCAGAAAUGCUUUCAAAGUCCAAAAGAUCAGGAGGAGGUGAAAAUGAAGAGAGAUACUCGCCCACAAACAACAAUGCCAACAUCUUUAACUUCUUUAAAGAGAAGACAUCCAACAGUUCUGGAUCUUUUGAAAAACCUGAUAACAAUCAAGCACUCUCCAAUCAUCUUUGCCCAGGAAAAACUCCUCUUCCAUUUGCAGACCUGACACCUCAGACUGAAACAGUACAACAGUGGUUUGGGAAUCUGCAAAUAAAUGCUCAUUUAAGAAAAACUACUGAAUAUGACAGCAUCAGCUCAAACCAGGAUUUCCAGGACCAUCCAGAUUUGCAGAAGGACACAUCAAAAAAUGCCUGGACUAAUAUAAAAGUCAAAAAGAGCUCUGAUGCUUCUGAUAAUGCACAUUCUGUAAAUCAGCCAAAUACCAUGAAAUACAUGAUGGCACUUCACAGUAAACCUGGGAUAAUCCAACAAGAAUGUGUUUUUGCCUUAGAUCCUCUUUCUGAACAGAGUAAGACUAGGGAUAUGGAGCCACCAUUGGGUUAUCAGAAUCGUACAUUAAGAAGCAUUACAUCUCCAUUGAUUGCUCACAGAUUAAAACCAAUCAGACAGAAAACCAAAAAGGCCGUGGUGAGCAUACUUGAUUCAGAGGAGGUGUGUGUGGAGCUUCUAAAGGAGUAUGCAUCUCAAGAAUAUGUGAAAGAAGUUCUUCAGAUAUCUAGUGAUGGAAAUACGAUCACUAUUUAUUAUCCAAAUGAUGGAAGAGAUUUUCCUCUUGCUGAUAGACCUCCCUCACCUACUGACAACAUCAGUAGGUACAGCUUUGACAAUUUACCAGAAAAAUACUGGCGAAAAUAUCAAUAUGCUUCCAGGUUUGUACAGCUUGUAAGAUCUAAAUCUCCCAAAAUCACUUAUUUUACAAGAUACGCUAAAUGCAUUUUGAUGGAGAAUUCUCCUGGUGCUGAUUUCGAGGUUUGGUUUUAUGAUGGGGCAAAAAUACACAAAACAAAAGAUUUCAUUCAGGUGAUUGAAAAGACAGGGAAGUCUUAUACUUUAAAAAGUGAAAGUGAAGUUAAUAGCUUGAAAGAAGAGAUGAAAAUGUAUAUGGACCAUGCUAACGAGGGUCAUCGUAUUUGUUUAGCACUGGAAUCCAUAAUUUCAGAAGAGGAAAGGAAAACUAGGAGUGCUCCCUUUUUCCCAAUAAUCAUAGGAAGAAAACCUGGUAGUACUAGUUCACCUAAGGCCUUAUCACCUCCUCCUUCUGUGGAUUCAAAUUACCCAUCGAGAGAUGGAGCAUCUUUCAAUAGAAUGGCCAUGAAUAGUGCUGCUUCUCCAUCGCAGGCACCAAUGCUUAAUCCCUCUAUGAUUACAAAUGAAGGACUUGCUCUUAUAGCUACAGCUUCUGGAACAGACAUCUCUUCUAAUAGUCUAAAAGAUUGUCUACCUAAAUCAGCACAACUUUUGAAAUCUGUUUUUGUGAAAAAUGUUGGUUGGGCUACACAGUUAACUAGCGGAGCUGUGUGGGUUCAGUUUAAUGAUGGGUCCCAGUUGGUUGUGCAGGCAGGAGUGUCUUCUAUCAAUUAUACCUCACCAAAUGGUCAAACAACUAGGUAUGGAGAAAAUGAAAAAUUACCAGAAUACAUCAAACAGAAAUUACAGUGUUUGUCUUCCAUCCUUUUGAUGUUUUCUAAUUCAACUCCUAAUUUUCAUUGAUCAAAACUCCUUUCAGACAUAUAAGUUUAAUAAAUAACUUUUUUGUUGGCUUUCAAGUAAAGUGAUUUUUUUAAAUUUAACUUCUUCAGAAAGCCUUUCUAUGAAAUAAUUUUAACCUAUACUGUAAAGGAUGUAUUCUGAGAGAACAAAGCAGAAUGAAACUUGAGUCACUUACUAAAUAGAGUGGAUAUAAAAUAGUAUACCUGACUUUGCUCUUAGAUCAUAACCCCCAAACUUAUUAUGUUCAUGUAUUUGUAUUCAACAAUCUUUUAAAAGCAAAAAUAUAAAUGAUAUGUGGUAUAUUUCUGCUUUUAUUGUUUUCCCUAUGUCUCAGACAUGUUGAGAAUCAUGGACAAAACCUGCUGAAAUUUGGGAAUUUUUGAACAUGUAAAUAAUGUGUAUUUAUGUUAUAAGUAACAUAUGUAAACAUGUAUAUUUGUUUUAUAUUUAUUUUUGUAGCACCCGUGUCUGACGAAACAUUUUUGCAAAUGCAUUUUAUAAAAAAAAUAAAUACAGUGAUAAGUUA
Messenger RNA from Sapajus apella (tufted capuchin), 3809 nucleotides. RefSeq names its product polo like kinase 4 (gene PLK4). The transcript is spliced from 16 exons. Gene Ontology annotation, molecular function: protein binding; ATP binding; protein kinase activity. Gene Ontology annotation, biological process: protein phosphorylation. NCBI's taxonomy places the organism in Eukaryota, Metazoa, Chordata, Mammalia, Primates, Cebidae. The record is from RefSeq and is a predicted model, not a curated record. The coding region runs from base 368 to 3283 and encodes 971 amino acids.